Messenger RNA from Labeo rohita (rohu), 1730 nucleotides. RefSeq lists its product as uncharacterized. Lineage: Eukaryota; Metazoa; Chordata; Actinopteri; Cypriniformes; Cyprinidae. The record is from RefSeq and is a predicted model, not a curated record. Gene Ontology annotation, molecular function: zinc ion binding; nucleic acid binding. The transcript is spliced from 3 exons. Bases 564 to 1730 code for a protein of 388 amino acids.
CAGAUUUGAGUGUCGCUACUGCAGUCAUAUGUAUGUCUGCAGUAUAUUGUCUACAGCCAACCUGAUUUGUACCCCUUUUUCCUACCAAAGAGAUGCUGUGGAUAAAAAAAAAAGCUGAAGAAACUCCUUGUGUGAGUGUGUCCUUCCACAUCCGUAACACUGGUGCCGUGACUCCCUCGGAUUCUUUGAUCAGCUCGACGCAGAUCGACCGUGGUUGCUGUGUGUGUUUCAAGUUUAUCGGUGGACCAAGUCUUCAAUAAAGUGAGCAGGUCAAGUUCGUCAGUGGAUCAAGUCUUCGAUACUACGGAUGAGGAGAGUAUAUACAAACUUACACAACAUGAUUGAGACUGCAUUCGUUUUUCACAUAUACACAACGCAUGGACAUAUAAAACAUAGUUUUGACUAUCGUCACGUUCAAGAUUGAAUUUUAUCUAGUGAGAUAACUCAUAAUUGAUAUUGAUUAAUUUUUUGUUUUUGGUUCUUUUACUAUUUUCAUGCUAAUUUUUGUGAUCGCAUAAUGGCUGAAAAACACGAGUGUGAUGGUGACUUUGAUGUAACAAGUUAUGGUAACAUGGGUAGUUAAUGUAAAUGCUGAGUGCCAAACCAAUUCACCCAGUUACACUCAGAGGCCAGCACACACAGAACAGUGUACACAUACAUUGACCCCACAAGUAACAGUGCACAUGAAGUCAGAGCAUGACACAUUUAGGGGUGAUGGCUCUGAUAAGUAUGGGAUUGAAGAGUCUGUACACAGGACAAAAGCUUGCUUAAGAAAACAAAUGUGCCCUAUUCAAGAACAAGCUGAGGAGAUAAUGAGUAGACUUGCUGGAAAGGCAAAGGACGUUGUUAAAGUCAGCCUGCGCAGUGAUGCUAUGCUCAACGUCAGACAGAACCCUGAGUUCAUUUAUGGAAUCCUCAUGCAGUACUUCAGUGAAGCGCCCUCCUGCCUACCACGCGCAGACUUUUAUGCCACUCUCCCCAGAGCUAAAGAGAAUCCUGUGGACUACUGGAUCCGACUGAACAAAGCAGCUGACCUAGCAGAUGAGGGACUGCGAAGACAAGGCAAACGUUUGGACAACAUAGGAGAGGAGGUAACAAGGAUGUUUAUUAAAUUCUGUCCUGACCCCAGUUUAGCAAGCAUAUUCAGAUGCAAGCCUAUUCAAGAAUGGAGUGCGAAAGAAAUACAGAGCAGAAUUGAUGAUUACCAGAGGGAAUUCAGGAGCCAGGGAAAUGCCAGUGUGAACUUACGGAGUCACCCAACUACAGUGUUUAGCAGCGAACAUGAUCUGAAUGAUCGCCCCAAGACAGGGUUGCCAGCUGUUCCGAUCCAAUCAUUCUGCACUUUACCCAAUGCUCAAGUAUGCCGUCAGCCAGAGCUUACAUCAGUGCCCAGUCAGGUACAGCAUCAGCAUUCCUCCUGCUCAUCUGCAGCCCCAGUGAUGUCUCAAAACACACAACAGGCUGACAGUCAGUUGCUCACUCGUAUGAUGGAGAUGAUGGAGCAGCUCAUGGACAGGGUGCAAUUGCGUGAUGUUUCCAGUCUCACACGUGAAUCUAGACAGCAACGCAACUUUGUCAGAAGUGCCUGUCGGAUCUGUAACGACAACAAACAUACCACGGUGACACAUUGCAUGACUGACAGACUGUGCUUUGCAUGCUUCUCCCCAGGGCACACAAAAAAGGAAUGUCCUAAACAGCCCUCUGCCCAGUCACAACAUGAGGGAAACUAG